CCAGCCUUGGCAAGUCUGCUGCUUCAAAACAAUGUCUGUCUAGAGCUUUACCGCUUUCAAUAAUUUAAAUGUGUCAGAAGUGACAUUUCCAGCGUCUGUGUAAGACAACCUGAUUGUGAUGGAUAGAUGACUUUAUAAGAGUUGUUUGUCAGAAGACAGUUGACUGCCAGGCCCGCGUUUCGCUGCCAAAAUGAGUGAUGUUGUGGAGAAGACGUUGACAGCUCUGCCGAGCCUCCUGUCUUUGGACUCCCAGCCCGGGUCUGCUAAACUGUCCUCCACCUCAAAACUAGGAAACCUUAUCAGGGGAAUAACUGAGCUAACGUCCAAGCAUGAGGAAGAGAAACUUAUUCAGCGUGAACUGUUGUCUAUCAAAGAGCAAGUGUCAUCCCCCAACACCACCAUGAGGCAGAUGAAGGAGCUCAUGGUGAGAACGAUCUACUGUGAAAUGUUGGGCUACGAGGCUUCGUUCAGCUAUAUUCAUGCCAUUAAACUGGCACAACAAGGCACUGUUCUGGAGAAGAGAGUGGGUUACCUCGCCGUUUCCUUGUUCCUCAAUGAAAGUCAUGAGCUGCUUCUACUCCUCGUAAACACAGUGUUAAAGGAUCUUCAGAGUACAAACCUCAUUGAAGUGUGCAUGGCUCUAACUGUUGUCAGCCAAGUGUUUCCCAAAGACAUGAUACCUGCCAUCCUCCCUCUGGUGGAGGAAAAACUCAAUCAUCCAAAAGAAAUCAUUCGAAGAAAAGCAGUCCUGGCGCUCUAUAAAUUCUACCUAAUUGCUCCGAAUCAAGUUCAAUACAUUCACAACAAGUUUCGUAAAGCUUUGUGUGACAAGGACCCUGGUGUGAUGACCGCUUCGCUACACAUCUACUUACAGAUGAUCCAGGAGAAUCCAGACGGUUACAAGGACCUAACGUCCAGUUUCGUCACCAUAUUGAAGCAGGUGGUGGGAGGAAAGCUGCCCAUGGAUUUUAACUACCACAGCGUUCCUGCUCCAUGGCUUCAGAUCCAGCUUCUCAGAAUACUCUCUUUACUAGGGAAAAACGACCAGGGUACAAGUGAGAUCAUGCAUGAAGUCCUCGACGAGUCUCUACGUAGAGCGGAGAUGAACCAUAACAUCACAUAUGCUAUUUUAUACGAGUGUGUAAAAUGUAUUUACACAAUCCAUCCCAAAUCGGAACUUUUGGAAAAAGCUGCAAAGUGUAUUGGUAACUUUGUUCUGUCACCGAAGAUAAAUCUAAAAUAUUUAGGCCUGAAGGCCCUCACCUACGUGGUCCAGCAGGAUCCUAAACUGGCCUUGCAGCAUCAGAUGACCAUCAUAGAGUGUCUUGAUCACUCUGACCUCAUUAUAAAGCGGGAGACGCUGGAGCUGCUCUUUCGCAUCACUAACGCCCAGAAUGUCACGGUCAUUGUGGAGAAGAUGCUGGAGUUUCUGCGCAUGAAUAAAGAUGAUCACACGACCACUGACUUGGUGGGGAAGGUGGCGGAACUGGCAGAGAAAUAUGCGCCAGACAAUGAAUGGUUCAUUGAGACCAUGAACACAGUGUUUUCGGUCGGUGGAGACACGAUGCAGCCUGACAUCCCAAACAGUUUCCUUAAGCUGCUGUCUGAGGGAUUUGACAGCGUGGAGGAGGUCAGGAAGUUGAGGCUGUUUGCUGUUAAUUCGUACAUUUCUCUGCUGCGAGGAGACCCUGGUAAACUGCCACAGCGCUUCCUCCAAGUCAUCAGCUGGGUCCUCGGGGAAUACUCUCACCUACGGGAGGAUGUGGACCCAGCCGUGGUUACGAGGCUGCUGGCCAAGCUGUUGGACAUGAAGAACAGCAGCAGUGAGACGAAGAGCUGGGUCCUCAUGGCGAUGACCAAGCUCUGUGAGGGCGGUGCAGGUGUUUCCGUGGCCAAGGAGGUGUCUGAAACAUACAGCAGCUCCCUGGACACAGUCCUGAGACAAAGAGCGCAGGAGCUGCAGUACCUCAGCCAAGACUCUGAACUACGAGCCAAAGUGUUACCUCGAGGUGUCGGUCUGGAGCAUGUGGAGGUGGAUUCCUCUCUGUCGUUCCUGGAUGGAUUCGUGUCGGAGGCGUUGGCUGCUGGCGCUGCUCCAUACAAACCUCCCCACCAACGGCAGGAGGAACUGGCUCGAUCCAAAGCGUUGAGCCUGGAGCCCUACGGGUUGUCCCUGCCUAUGAGCAUGUCCUCCUGCAGCAUCACCGACAGACAGUCUCCCACGCUGCUGUCCAUGAGCUCCGGUCUGUCGGGCGAUAGCACCGACCUCUCUCACAAAGGAGGUUCCACGACUCUGAAGCUGGAUGGGGUGAAGAGGGUGUGGGGCAAGGAGGGCUAUCUGGUCCAGAGAGAACCUGUAGAGGAAGCUGCUCGGGUCGAAGUUCCCAGUCCCCUCCGGUCUCCUGGCCAGCAGGGAGAAGGUGACACCUCACACAGCCAGACUCCGACUCCAACGCCGACCUCGGAGUGUGACCAAGAGAAACAGCAGCUGGCCUCUUCGCUUUUUCUCGGCCUCAGUUCCCAAAGCUCUGUGUGUCUGAUGGGGAAACCUGAGCCCCAGCGAUUUAGAAGAAAAGCCAAAGGUGAGGCUACGUCCUCGAGCACCAGCGAGCAAACGUCCAACUCCCUCGUCUCUCCUCCCAGCACAGUGGAUAACCUGCUGUGCAACAACCUCCUGGACUCCAACGCUUCACAGCUGGUCGUUUCUUCCCCCGAACGGACGUCUCAGCUCUCUCAGGACCUCACUAGCUCUAAUGGCACCUGGGACAGAGAAUCAGAGUUUACCAACAGCGACAUUAAGGAAAGUGACACGGCUCCCAUCAGGGAUAACUGUGUGGCUGUUCCACAUCAAGACAAAGACAGGCCUAAAGACUUAAGUCUCACGUCCCACCUUCCUGCGGAGCUCUCUGGGUUCUCUCACUCAGAAAUCAGUCCUCUGUGCACCGACCGAAGUCUGGACCUCUCAGCCUGUCACGUUCAGAAAGAGGAUUCCUUAGCGCUUGUUGUUUUUAUUGCCAACUCCUCUGACUCUGACAUUCAACAGAUGCUGCUGCAGGUCGACUCUGAAGAGCUUGAGAUAUCCCGUGUGUCUGAGGGUGAAAUGGAGAAGGUGUGCAGCCACAGUGUAGCAGUGUGUCACUAUUCCCUAAGUGUGAAGAGGCCUUCUGUUCACGUUGAAGUGACUGGGAUGGUGUCUUACCAGCUGUUGGAUGGGACGCCUCAUUCAGUGAACUUCUCAUACAAACUCCCUCUAGCGAGCUUCAUCAGACCUUUGAAGGUGUCCACUGAGGAAUACGGGACGAUGUGGCUGGCCUUCUCCCAUGACACCAAGCAGAAUUUGACUCUGAUAAGCGAUGGUCCGGAACCUCUCACAUCUACGCUGAAUGUGCUGAAGGAAAAACUGCAGCUUCAUGUUGUGGAGAUUAUAGGUGUGGAAGGUAUUGUGGCUUGCCGCCUCCUCCAGGAUCAACCGUGUCUGAUGCACUGUCGCGUGCACGCCGGCGCGCUGUCUGUGUGGCUACGCUCUCCAGUCCCCGACCUGCCUGACUGCCUCAUCUACCACUGUCAGAGAGCUUUACAGGAGCACUGAGGCCACUCGACUGCAACACCUCCGACACCACUAAGCAACUACACCACCGGACCUGGAGAGAAGGAAGUUGUGGCUUCACUUCAUUAUAUCACACUGCACUGUUUAGUUGCCUCUUUGACUGUGAGUUAUUCAGUAUGAUCUGGUUUUAUGUUCAUGAGUUGUGUUGUUUCUGAGUUCAGUUUUUGAAAGUCGCUGUUAUUAAGCUCAGGUCCAGAAGAAAGUGUGCGUACCUCGCUGUGGGUGGGUUCAAAGUAACACUAUUGUCUUAAAAUGGUGACGGGGCUCCAUGAUGACUGAAUGACUGACUUUACUGGGGUUAGUUGAUGAUGCUUUAUUUUUAUGAAUCUCCUUUAAAAUAAUCUUUAAAAAGGUAAAAAGAUCAAUUCCAAAUAUUUAUGUCUCCUGUGGUUCAGGUGCCAAACUGAGGCUAUUAUGUCCUGCUUUUUGAUUUGUGACCUGAGUCUGAAAAAAAAAGGUGAUAAGGUCUGGGCAAUAAGUCAAUAUUAUAGUUUUUGGAAUUUCAUAUCAUAUUAUGUUAGCAGUGGAUCAUUGUUUAUGGUUUUACACAUGAGUGAACAUUUCUUUUUUCUGAGACUUAUCAGAAAGUGUCAUCAUUGAGUUUUUUUUUUUUUUUUUACCAAUAAUACUCGGCCCUACUCCACAUAAAAAACACCAGCUUAGCGUCAGGCUUUCAUUUACCUGCUUGAUUAAAUCAGAAAUCUGUUCUGAUCUGACACAAUCUUGUUUUGCUUCGUAUGGAAAAGGCCCCAGAACAAAAUGACAAUUACUUGUAGCAUUUGAUUGUCUUACAACAAACCGUAAAUGACCAAUGAACAUCCAGUAUAAAACAAACACUGGCUCUAGAGGGCACCUUUUGCAUUUUUACAUUGAAACUAUCAUAUGUGGGAGAGUGGAGGGGGGUGCUUUCACUUGUUUUAAAUCUGCAACCUCACCACUAGAUGGCACUAACCUUUACACAUUGGUCCUUUAACAUACUCUACCUGUCUUCAUAGCAAAUAUACAAGUAGCUGCUGUCAAAAGCCAACCCAUUAGUCUUCACUGCUGAUGUUUCAGCAAAAAAGAGGUUUACAUUAAUUUGUCAAAAAGCUGACAUUUCAUUUAUUUCUCAGAUCAUGACAGUAUUUUGUCUUAAACGUGGCAGCGCUGAUCGCACUCCAUGUCGUCGUCAAUUUUUAAAAUGUUUUGGUUUUGCAGCAGUUGCCUUCUGUGUGAUUCAAUAUCUAUGCACUCAUCUUUCUGGCAAGUGAGUUUGUAAAGGGGUGGAUUUUAGUGGUCACUGGUUAUUAUAUUUUUGUAGCAAUGCAGUAUUAAAAACAUAUUUAUUGUGUGUAUAUUCUUACAGAAAAUGUUUUAUAUCCAUUUCACUGAAAGAAAAGAAAUCCUCAUGCCAGAUGUGGUUUUCAGUCUGUGUCAUGUUUCAGCCUGCCUGAAGGGAGAAUUGGAUUUAGUUUUUUUUGUUUUGUUUUGUUUUGUUUUCUCUUCUUCUACUGUGUCCUGAUAUGAGACGCUAUGGGACGCUAGCAAUGAAACUUUAACCCUACGCCUUAUGAUCUAAUGCCAAGACGGCGUGUUUGGUUUGUGCCUAUGGUACAGAGAAAAGUCCAUGUUUAUUGGAGUGCCUGUCACUACUUUCUGCUAACUUAUGAAUAAAUUCAACACAUGUAACUUAA
Molecule: messenger RNA, 5280 nt
Organism: Mugil cephalus (flathead mullet)
Lineage: Eukaryota; Metazoa; Chordata; Actinopteri; Mugiliformes; Mugilidae
Gene: ap4e1
Product: adaptor related protein complex 4 subunit epsilon 1
Exons: 21
Coding region: 191-3589 (1132 amino acids)
Biological process (GO): receptor-mediated endocytosis; intracellular protein transport
Cellular component (GO): AP-4 adaptor complex; membrane coat
Molecular function (GO): cargo adaptor activity
Source: RefSeq, a predicted model, not a curated record